This is a messenger RNA of Biomphalaria glabrata, 1874 nucleotides long. RefSeq lists its product as uncharacterized. The record is from RefSeq and is a predicted model, not a curated record. Bases 659 to 1774 code for a protein of 371 amino acids. The transcript is spliced from 5 exons. NCBI's taxonomy places the organism in Eukaryota, Metazoa, Mollusca, Gastropoda, Planorbidae.
CCUUCUGCAGUUGGAAACAUUUUCCUGUUUUUGUCCUAAACCGUUGUAGAACGUUUCUAAAACCCCCUAUUCAAUAGACUUGAUUUAAACUUUUUAAAAAGAUUUCUUCUAGUCUCGUUGCAAGCGUGAUUACAAAUAAUUUUGGAGAUUACCGAUUCUAUUUUUAAUAAAAUCGGGAAGGUUUUUAUUUUUUAAAUAAUUUUUCAAACGAACCGGCCCAUAGCCCUAGUGUAUAAGCCCCCACGUGGGAAAAUGAGUAUUUUUGAAGUUUUUUAUAUUCUAGUGGUAUUAAACGUAUAUAUUUUUUAAAACUAGACAUAUAGUUCUAUUUUUCACAGUUAUUUGUUUGUUUAUAUGUAUUAGAUCUUCAAUUUGAUUAUUUUUUUGCAAAAUACAUAUUUUUUAGGAUUUUUAAAAUACGGAGUUAUCCCUCCUUGCUUAGGACUUGGAAGUGGGUUUUCUGAACCGGAAAUAUGAGCUAUUGGGUUAAAAUGAAUGGCCAGUUACUAAGAGCUAAUUGUAUGACGGUUGGAAAAUACUUGCGCCAGAGUUUGUUCGCAUUGUAGCGGAUAGAAAAGGUUUAUUUUAUUUUGUUGUUAUAUCUCUAUGCUGGCACUGCUUAAUUUGUUUUCAUCAAUAGAAGUCUUCACUUGGCUCUAUGGCAUCAAAAAAUGCAAGAAGGAAAAAAUGGAAUUCAGAUCUUGGAAAGAUUGCAUCAAAAUCGGCAAUACUUCAGAAGAAAUCAGGAAUAAUAAAAAAGAAAUAUUAUAAAUUCUUUCUUCAUAAAAGCAGAGUUGUAAAUAGUUCUUACAAUAUCAUAGGUGAUCAUGAAGCACAGGAGGCGGAAGGUGGAGAGGUUGAUCUACACCAGUUUUAUAAUGACUGUAAGAAGAAUCCAGGUCAUAUCCAGUUUAUACCUGUUGAAAAAUUCACCUUGAAACAUUUACCAGAAGGGCUUCAAGACCCUUGCUUGUAUAAACUCAUUAAAGCUUCAGCGGACAUGACAGUUAGAGUCAGUGUUACAAUGACCAGUCCAGACAGACCACAGUUUUGGGCAGGGACAACUCAACCGUAUCCAUUUUGUAAUCUAAAGAACGAACCACAGUUAAGGACAGGAAGUGGAAGAAUUUGGAAUGUAAACAAAAUGAAAGAUGGAGAAGUACAGGAUGGAUAUUAUCAUAGUAGCUACACAAAAUGUUGGUGCCAAAAAUGUCAAGAUUCAGACUGCCCCAGCAAUGUGUGGUGGGAGUUUUCUGUGCACACAGCCUGUCACGUGGUUUUCGAUGUCACUGAGGCGAGUCACACGAAAUUGAGAUUAUUUUUUGAUAGCGAUGCUAGUCCUUUGGUCAUUGUUGAUAAAUUCGAAUUUCUAUACUCAAGUAAAGAUUAUGACAUUUGUGCUUUGAACUGUGUGACGUGUGACAAAGCUUUGGGAGAAAAACUAAUGAAAAUAUAUAAAUGUCAUCUUGAUAUUUGGGAGGAAAUCUUAUUCAACCCAUCUUACUCUAGAGAUAAGCACAAGAUGGCGUUUAUAGUGUCACAUCCUCAUGGAUGUCCCAAGCAGAUCAGUAUUGGUCAAUGGAAGGACAAAAUACUGAUCCAUGAUAGAACAAAGUUUACAUAUUCCACCACUACAUGUCCAGGAAGUAGUGGGGCAACUGUCCAUUGUGUGGGCUAUAGUGGUACGGCGUGGAGAUCAGAAUUCGUUCACAGUGGAACUAAAUCUGGAUUAAAUUAUAGUGGAGUCGGUCAAGUCUUUUCAAAAUCUAAGUGAUGCUAGGUGAUUUGCGCACUAAUAACUUAAAGCACACGAAGCGCUGCAUUGAAAACAGAGAAGAAACACCCCAUAUACACAUUUGGGCAAACAGGUAUAU